Molecule: messenger RNA, 1830 nt
Organism: Centrocercus urophasianus (Greater sage-grouse)
Lineage: Eukaryota; Metazoa; Chordata; Aves; Galliformes; Phasianidae
Product: arylamine N-acetyltransferase, liver isozyme
Exons: 3
Coding region: 940-1830 (296 amino acids)
Molecular function (GO): acetyltransferase activity
Source: RefSeq, a predicted model, not a curated record
UGUGCUGAUGUUUUACAGCUAAGGCUGUUAGAAAUGCAGUAACUCACUGACCCUCCUUUUUUACUAUUUGUUUGUUAAGCAAUGUGUGCAGCUUCCUGCAACUAGAAAUUUACAGUUAGCAAAAGCUGCUGCUGUUCUGCAUCUUCCAAAGGCAUUUCACAGAGACACAGCUAGCUCUCAAAUGCAUCCGUAUGUGUUUGGAUGUAAGCAUGCACACAAGGCUCCCCCUAUCCUAUGGGGAAAUGAGAUUUUAACCUCGAAGUAAAUUGCAGAAGAAAAAGGGGAUUGUCAUAGGGCAGGAGUAUCCUGUCAUGCAGGUGGUCAGCAGGAACCAGCCCAGAAUCUACUGGAUUCACAACUGAGCAGAGUGAAAGCAGAGAUGGAGGAGAUAGCCAGAGGAGGCUGCAGCAGGAAGGAAGCUGUGGCCUGGAAGCUCCUUGGCCCCUGCCUGGCUAUUUCUCAUGCUUUGGGUUGGUUUGUUGGCUCAGAGGAAAGGCUAAAGGGUUAAGCUCAUUGCCCAGAGAUGCCGCACAUGAAGGGCAAACAAUGACAGAGAAAAAGUGCUGUUCUUUCAGCUGACUCAGCUCCAGAGGUCCCUGCCCUGGCUGCUACCUGCUGGCCCAGCUCAGCACUGCCAGCCCUAUCGAAUCACAUGCAGUUGUGUUGGGAGAGGAGAAAAAAAAGACUGCUCAGCUCAGAUUUCACUAGUUUGCUUUUUUCCUUAUCAGAGGCAAAGUCUUAAAGGCCUAGAAGGCUUCAGUAGCACCCUACCAGCUGUGAUUAACCCUACUGCUGCCACCUCCUGUCUACAGGAGAAUGCUAUCCCUGUCAGGCAGCAAAAAGCAGCCUCAAUCUUUAAGGGCAGCAGCUUUCAUUGCAAACACUCCUGGGAACUUAGCAGCUAGCCAGCCAGCCUGCAGCUCCUAGUGCAGAGGUAAAAUGAACAUUCAGGAGUAUUUCUCAAGAAUUUCUUUUGAUGGCUCCCGUAAGGAUGCAGACUUGCAAACCUUAACAGCCAUCUUCCAGCAUCACAUCCAGGCGAUUCCUUUUGAAAACCUCAGCAUGCAUUGCGGAGAGACCAUUGACCUGGAUUUGCAAUCUACUUACAAUAAAAUAGUGAAAAAGAAACGUGGUGGAUGGUGCAUGGAAACAAACUACCUUUUAUUUUGGGCUUUGAAAGAAAUGGGGUAUGACGUCUGUGUGCUCGGAGGAAACAGUUAUGACCCAGCAAAGAAGGCAUACAUUGAUCAAAUAAAUCACAUCCUACUGAAGGUUGUGAUCAAGGGAAGUUCCUACAUAGUAGAUGCUGGUUUUGGUGGUGGUCCCUACCAAACAUGGCUGCCGAUGUUGCUGAUUUCUGGGAAGGAUCAGCCCCAGAUUCCUGGCAUCUUCCGCUUCACAGAAGACAGUGGCAUCUGGUACUUGGAGAAAGUCAAGAGGAAACAUUAUGUUCCAGAGGGAAGUGUUCCUUUCUCUGAUACUCCAGAAAUGGGCAAUAUCAGAAAACUGUAUUCAUUCACACUUGAGCCAAAACAUAUAGAUGACUUCCAGGAGCUAAACACAUACCUACAAGUGUGUCCGGAUACCAUACUUCAGAAGAAGUCCAUCUGCAGCCUCCAGACAACUGAAGGGUUUUAUGCCCUAGUUGGAUGGACCUUCUCUGAGAUGAAGUACAAGUACAAGGAGGACACAGACCUGCUGCAGACCACAACCCUGACAGAUGAAGAGAUUGCGGAGACACUGAAAGAAAAAUUCAACAUAGUGUUAGAGAACAAAUUGAUACCAGUUAAUGUUCGUGGCUUGCCACCUAAUCUGGUAGAUUCCAUAUAA